Molecule: messenger RNA, 342 nt
Organism: Symbiodinium pilosum
Lineage: Eukaryota; Dinophyceae; Suessiales; Symbiodiniaceae
Source: the annotation of a GenBank genome assembly
AUGGCCAUCAUGCCGCCUGAAAGGAACUGCGUCUUCCAUGGGGCUUUGCAGGUCACAAGCUUCAGCCCGGGCAAAUAUUUCGAGGAGAAGUACUUCUGGGAGAAGGCAAAUGUCGGUCCCUUCUUCCUCUUUCUCUUCUUUGCGCCCAGCCUCUACCGUUCCUUCAAGGACUACUACUGGACGCAACAGCUUCGCAAGCUGAGUACGGAAGAGAUCAUCAGCGAUCGCUAUGAGUGGCUUCGACUAAACAUGCUCCAGGACGAGGUUGAAGCCUGCUUGCUGACACAGGUGCCUGAGGGUGGUAUCAAGCCCCUGGAGCUGGGGCCUUCCAAGGUCGAGUGA